This is a messenger RNA of Bombina bombina (fire-bellied toad), 2261 nucleotides long. RefSeq names its product ZFP64 zinc finger protein (gene ZFP64). The record is from RefSeq and is a predicted model, not a curated record. Lineage: Eukaryota; Metazoa; Chordata; Amphibia; Anura; Bombinatoridae. Gene Ontology annotation, biological process: regulation of gene expression. Gene Ontology annotation, cellular component: nucleus. The coding region runs from base 173 to 2206 and encodes 677 amino acids. The transcript is spliced from 6 exons.
AGUUACAGCGCCCUGGUUUUUUUACACCAUGCAGUCCCCAGGCGCCAUCUAGACAGCGGAAGUAGGUUUCAUUACAUCCGCCAUCCUUCCCAAACUAUCAACGGCCUAGCAAGCCCCCAAACACCCCAAUUAACAUCCGAUCAAGUGAAUCUGACUCGGGCCCCGAGCCGCCAUGAAUCGAGGCGCAGGCGGCGAGCGCUUCCCUGCAGUGCAAUUCCCAGGAGGAGCUACUGUUCUAGUGGAGCUAACUCCAGAUAUCCAUAUUUGUGGCCUUUGCAAGCAACAGUACAACAAUUUAGAUGCUUUUGUUGCACACAAACAGAGUGGCUGCCAGCUCAGCAACACAACCCCAGGGACCACGGGUACAGUUCAGUUUGUGGCAGAAGAUACAGUGCCAACUGCCCAGGCCUCUACACGAACUAUCACGUCAGAGACUCAGACCAUCACUGUUUCUGCUCCAGAAUUUGUUUUUGAGCAUGGAUAUCAAACCUUCCUUCCAAGUCAAAGCUCAGAUUCCCAGGUUGCUGGAGGUCUACCCAUGGCUACGAAGUGUCAGUCCAGAAAAGUCUCCACUUCCCUUGUAUCAAGGAGACAGGCAUGUCAAUAUGAAGGUUGCCAGUUCAAGACUAGAUAUGGCAUGAAAGAUAUGGAACGUCAUUUUAGGACGCACACUGGAGACAAACCUCACAAGUGUGAAAUCUGUGAGAAGUGCUUCAGUCGGAAAGACAAGCUGAAGGCUCACAUACGCUUACACACUGGAGAGAAACCAUAUAAGUGUAGUGAAUGUGACUAUACAGCAGCACACAGCAGCAGUAUGUGCAAACACAAACGCAUUCAUACUAAUGAGCGCCCCUUCAAAUGCCAGAUCUGUCCGUAUGCCAGCCGUAAUUCCAGCCAGCUUACAGUGCACCUGCGCUCACACACUGGGGAUGCUCCUUUUGUCUGCUUCUUGUGUAAUGCCAGGUUUAAAAUCAACUCUGACUUAAAAAGACACAUGCGAGUUCACACUGGGGAAAAACCAUACAAAUGUGAAUUUUGUGAUUUCUUCUGUGCUAUGAAAGGGAAUCUAAAAUCACACAUAAGGAUGAAGCAUAACUCUGGAAAUGCAAUCAAAUGUGAUCAAUGUGAUUUUCAAUGUGGGAGCAAAUCUGACUUGCAGCAGCAUGCACGAACCCACUUACCAGAUCUUCCUGUGAAAUGUUUGGAAUGUACCUACUCAUGUGCUAACAGAGCAGCUCUAAAAGUUCAUGAGAGGAUUCACUCAAAGGAUAGACCUUUCAAGUGCAUCUUUUGUAGUUUUGACACUAAACAACGUAGCAAUCUGACAACACACAUGAAGAAAGCUCAUGGGGACAAAGUUAAACCCAAAAAGAAUUUCACUGAAAAGAAAGACAGUGACAUGCUAAGGCAUGGCUCUACAAGGCCAGGAGGCAAACUGGCUGCCAAAAGAUCUUUCAAAUGUGAGCUCUGUGAUGCUUCAUUUGUUAGAGAGGACUCCUUGCGGAGUCACAAAAAGCAGCACGAUGAGUAUGACAUAUCAACGCAACAUGAGGAAGCUGUGCUACAACUUCAGAUGAAUUUAUCAAGACAAAACAAUAAUACAGUUUCAGUCCGACAUAUUCAGGUUCCGAACUCAAUUACACCUUACAGUGAUGGAAGAGUAAAGAUCAUUGUUGGGCAUACUGUACAAGAUCAGCACCCAGAGACAACCUCAAUGAAUACUGAAUCAUCUAACGUCAUAAGUAGUAGCCACAAACGCAUUGACAAUGACCAGCUUCGGGUGUUGGGCCAGGUCAAUUUAGUGGCCACUUCAGAACCAAACAUACCUGAUAACCAGACAGGUUGUAAUACCCAAAAAAGUAUUCAUGUUAAUAUACAUAAAAAAAAAAACGAGGCCCCUAUACAUCAGGCAUUAAUGCCUGGUGCUGAUGCCAACCGGCAAGAGUCAUCUGCUAACAAGACAUUCAUGGCUAACUCUAGUAUAAGCUCUAUGGACUUAGAAGGUCUUAAUGACUUGAUUGAAGAAGGAACCACAGAGGUGACUGUGAUUAGUGAAGCUGGUGACAAUAUCCCAGUUACUACAGCUGAAUCAUCUACUGUCUUCUCUACUUCUUCUCAAGCUAACGUACAGAAGCAUAAUUAUGCAGUCAUUCACACUGAGUCUAAUUCUGCAGUUCUGUGCCCUGCAGAUGCUAUACCUGAUUAGUUUGGAAUGUUGUUUCGAAAUAAAGUAAUUGUUUUGUUUUUUUUAAAGAAAUUGA